GGUGUCACGGGUCAACUCAUCCGAGGAGAAGCAAAGAUCCGAGAAAAUCGACGAACACCGACAGAAAAAACUAUUGAAAUCAUGUCCCACACCAUCCUGCUGGUGCAGCCCACCAAGAGGCCAGAGGGCAGGACGUACGCGGAUUAUGAAUCUGUCAACGAGUGUAUGGAAGGCGUGUGUAAGAUGUACGAGGAGCAUCUAAAGAGAAUGAACCCCAACAGUCCGUCAAUAACGUACGACAUCAGUCAGCUGUUCGAUUUCAUCGACGACCUGGCUGACCUCAGCUGUUUGGUGUAUCGCGCCGACACACAGACGUACCAGCCGUACAACAAGGACUGGAUCAAAGAGAAGAUCUACGUGCUGCUCCGCCGUCAGGCCCAGCAGGCCCAGAAGUGAAGCCUCUGAGGGCCGAGGCUCAGUGUUAUUUUUACUUUCUGUAACUUGUGUUCAAUCAUUUUGACAACACUUUUUAAUUUUUUUUUGUCAUGAAGGGGAGGUGUAUUUUGUAUUUUAAUGUU
Messenger RNA from Plectropomus leopardus (leopard coralgrouper), 518 nucleotides. RefSeq names its product enhancer of rudimentary homolog. The record is from RefSeq and is a predicted model, not a curated record. Lineage: Eukaryota; Metazoa; Chordata; Actinopteri; Perciformes; Serranidae.